This is a messenger RNA of Pipra filicauda (Wire-tailed manakin), 1105 nucleotides long. It is a transcript of the gene PSPH, whose product is annotated as phosphoserine phosphatase. The transcript is spliced from 6 exons. Gene Ontology annotation, molecular function: L-phosphoserine phosphatase activity; magnesium ion binding. Gene Ontology annotation, cellular component: cytoplasm. Gene Ontology annotation, biological process: dephosphorylation; L-serine biosynthetic process. Bases 349 to 1029 code for a protein of 226 amino acids. The record is from RefSeq and is a predicted model, not a curated record. NCBI's taxonomy places the organism in Eukaryota, Metazoa, Chordata, Aves, Passeriformes, Pipridae.
CGUGCUGGGGUCUGGCCAAGCCGUGCCUACCCAAGCCGGGCCCGGCGGCUCCUCCCCCGACGUAGGAAGGUUACACCUCUCCUCCUUUCCCUGUCAGCGAACAGCUGGACUUCUCUGGUUACAUGUGUGCAACCAUUUCAAACAAACCACCCGGGCUGGCUUACUCAGCACGUUAUCGGAGCGUGAUUUACAAAAUGCGGCUCCCGUCCAGCGCAGCCCGUGCCGAGUGUUUGUGCGACUGAAGGUCUCGGCUGAUCCCUUCUUGUCCUGUGCAAGCCAAGAGGUUUGUUUGCAGCAGCAGCAGCGGCAGCCACGGCCAGUUCAAUACCUAAGAAGGCUCCCAAAAGGAUGGCGUCCCUCAUGGAGAUGAAGGAGAUCUUCCGCAGCGCCGACGCCGUGUGCUUCGACGUGGACAGCACCGUCAUCAGGGAGGAGGGGAUCGACGAGCUCGCCAAGUUCUGCGGCGUGGGCGACGCCGUGGCGGAGAUGACCCGCAGGGCCAUGGGUGGCACUGUGACAUUCAAAGCAGCUCUGACAGCACGACUCGGUCUCAUACGGCCCUCCUACGAACAAGUGCAGAAAUUAAUAUCUGACAACCCACCUCAGCUCACGCCAGGAAUAAGGGAGCUGGUGAGCAGACUUCACCAACGGGGGGUUCAGGUCUUCUUGGUCUCCGGGGGGUUUCAGAGCAUUGUGGAACACGUGGCCUUGCAGCUGAACAUUCCCACAGCAAACGUCUUUGCCAACAGGUUGAAGUUUUACUUUAACGGAGAAUACGCAGGAUUUGAUGAAACACAACCAACAGCUGAAUCAGGGGGGAAAGGAAAGGUUAUUGCUCACCUGAAAGAACAGUUCCACUUUAAGAAAGUAGUUAUGAUUGGAGAUGGAGCUACAGACAUGGAAGCCUGCCCCCCUGCUGAUUGUUUCAUUGGAUUUGGAGGAAAUGUAAUCAGAAAGCAAGUAAAGGAGAAAGCAAAAUGGUACAUUACUCACUUUGAUGAGUUGCUAAAAGAACUGGAAGAGCGAUAAAUUAUACAGUAAAUUAAUCUAUUUAACACCUGUAAAUCCAUUAUACAAUGAAAUUAAACAUUUAUUUGUUUGCAAA